AUGCACCGCCAUGAAUAUCCUGCGGCCGCGGUGCCUUCGAGCCCGCCGCUGGCCUCCUCUUCCUCUCCCGCUCGGCCUUUCCCCUCGCCUUCCCGGACGGACGGCAAGGAGAGGCGAGUUCCCUCCGUUACGCCCCGGAGGUUUCGCAGGUUCUUCACUCCUCGAUCCCUCCCGCCCCGAGCAACGCUAGGAGCCUUGGGGGCCGCCGCCAUCAACCGCCAGCUCCCGACUCCGCAGUCUCCCGCCUCGCACCUGCUCGCCUCCGACCUCAACGCCGACGCCGACGCCGAUUCCGCCUCCUCCGACUCUGCCUGCCCUUCGUCUCCGACGGAACGACUGGCAGCCAUGGAGGAGGAUUCGAACAAGAGAAGGUGGCCGAGGCGGCACGAGUCGUCGGCAAAGCGGCGAAGGGGUCUUCGCCAGGCCGAACCGUUGCAGGAACCGCUCUUGCUGACGGGAGAGAGGGAAGAGACGACCGAUCCUCCCGCAGAGGCCCGCCAAUCUCCGAGCGAGAGACGGAGCGCAACCUUGGUGAGCCACCCGCGCUUGCCGAAUGCAGAAGCAACGUCUCACGCGAACGACCAGAGCGAAUUCUUCAAGGCCAGCAGGAAAGGAGCCCAAGCUCAGGUCAGAAAGUCGAAUCCGUACCAUGGCCCUGUCGUCAACUCGGAUGUCGGGCCGGAUACGAUGGUCGACGAUUACCGACCCCAACCCAUCCGGAAACUUCGAAACCGAGGCUUCGAGGCCCGGCUGCUCGAUCGUGAACACGGCUUCUCUGCCCGUCCUGGCGGGCACUGGCUCGCCACACCGGCCUGUGAUGUACGAGCCGAGUCAGCCUCCUUCUGCAGCGAAAGUUCCGACAUUUACCAUUGCCUGCCCUUCGACCAACCGGGCACGUGCAUACCAUUCAGCCUCGCGAGCGCCAACAGAACUCCGCGCACAGCCAUCGGCGACGAGCAAGGGUUCGUCCGUCUCUUUAAACCCUACAGGGUCGCCGAGGGCGAUGCCAAGCUAUCUUCCGUCAUCAAGGUCCAUGAUAAUGCCAUAAUGGAUAUGGACUUUUCCAUGGAUGACACUCGGCUAGCAACUGCUUGCGGCGACCGAUCAGGUAAAAUCGUCGACACGGCGACCGAGACCAUCGCCCAUGAACUUGGUGGUGGUCACUGGGACUCUCUGCGCCAAGUCGCCUUUCAACCUGCCGACGCUAGGGGUGCAGUCCUCGCCACCUCGGACAGGGCAAGCCGGGUGCAGAUCUGGGACCUGCGAUGCUCCUCGACACCGGUCACUGGGAUCACUGGCCCCAACCCAUCGGACGGCCUGGAUGCUACCUUGGAGCCGACGAAUGUGACGACGGUGAAUACCAUCCUCAAGGCCCAUGUUCGCAAAUAUUCGGACAUCGUCAGUUCGGCCUCCGUCACCGCCAUCAAGUGGUUUCCCGCCGGUCGGGAGCACCUUCUCCUCACGGCGUCCGAGGCCAACGCUUGCGUCAAGCUCUGGGAUACCAGGUAUAUUAAGCCUCGUCGACAGAACGAAGAGACGCCCUUGGCCGAGACACCGGAGCCUUCGACCCACACCUGGCGCGCGUAUGGCAUCACCUCCAUGACUCUCAACAACGACGCCUCGCGCCUCUUUGCCGUCUGCAAGGACAGCACCGUGUACGCCUACUCGACGAACCACCUCAUCCUCGGCCACGCCCCCGAGCUUUGCGACAAUGCAUACAGGCGCCGGCCCGCUGGCGUCGUCGGACUUGGUCCGCUCUACGGCCUGAGGCACGAGAGGCUCACCGUCGGCUCCUUUUUCGUCAAGUCUGCCAUGCGUCCCGGCCACGGCUCCAAUCUCCUCGCCGUCGGCUCCUCCAGAAACUGCGCCGUCCUCUUCCCCACCGACGAUCGCCAUCUUCGUGCCGCCUCAUCCCUGCGCGAGCACCUCUCGCCGGCCCCUGUCGUUCCUUGGCCCGCCAUCAACCAGACGGCUGCCUUCCCCAUCUUCCGCAUAGGCACGCCCCUUGUUCGAGGCCAUAGCCGCGAGGUCACGACGGUCAGCUGGACCGUCGACGGCGCCCUCGUCACCGCCUCUGACGACCAUCUCGUCCGCAACUGGCAGAAUAGCACGGCCCAGGCCCGCCACCUCCGCCAGGUCGGCGAGUUUGGAGGCGAGAGGCAUCUUGCCGGAUGGGCCGAUGUCGACGCCGACUGGGAUCGUGACGAAUGCUGA
Molecule: messenger RNA, 2214 nt
Organism: Drechmeria coniospora
Lineage: Eukaryota; Fungi; Ascomycota; Sordariomycetes; Hypocreales; Ophiocordycipitaceae
Product: WD domain-containing protein
Exons: 2
Coding region: 1-2214 (737 amino acids)
Biological process (GO): proteasome-mediated ubiquitin-dependent protein catabolic process
Cellular component (GO): nucleus
Molecular function (GO): protein-macromolecule adaptor activity; protein binding
Source: RefSeq, a predicted model, not a curated record